UCUUGUUUUUGAAGAAAGGUUGACCUAUGCAAAGUAAAAACGGAAGGUGCCAGACGGCCCAGGAAGGAAGUCAUCGCCAACUUAAGGAAGCUACAACGAUCAUGACUGGAAGGAACUCCAGCUCAACGCCAGACUUGAACCAGGGAGGGGGACGAAGGGCCUGUAUAUAUCACGCGCCUCCCCUGUCCCUUGCCUGCCCGGUUUCUUUUCCUUUCCUCUCGGAAUCAGUCGCUUUUCCAUAUCUUUGGCAUUUUCUGGUCUUUUCCCUUACUCCUCUCGGAUGCACAUCAUCUUCAUCUUGACACUAGGUAUUCAAUGUCGCGUAUCUGCCAUCGUUCAUCGGAAAAUAUCUGCACCGCCCAGGUGCAGAUGUGUUCUGAAAAGAUCACGUUGAUAAUGUGCUUGGUACGAGAUACACCGAACCAUCACGAUACUCCAUUCCGUCUUUUACCCAAAGUAAGUCCCUUAUCAAUUAUCGACAUCUCUCUACAGUCAGGCUGUGCAGCGGGACGGUAUUGUCCCUCGAAUGCGCCGCUCACUUACUCACAGGCACGUAUCGGUACGACGUACGAAGAAGGCACAGCAGUCCAGCUUACAUACCUACAGCACAGUACCUUUCUUGAUCCAGCUAUUGCUCGCACGUCGUUGUCGUUGAUUGCUUGCGCCCACGUGUUCGUAAGAUCGAGUCCAGACCGCGACCCAAAAGAUACCAAAGAGGACAAAAGUCGAAUCGUGAUCGACUCACCUAGCCCAGCCCAGCCCAGCCCGAACCGCCCCCACGAUGAUAUAACCGCCCGCGAUCCAUCGCUCGGCUCGGGUGUUGGUUCGCUUUGGAUUUCCUUGGUUCCGUGUGCGCGCGUGCUGACUGCGGACCGUAAAGUGAGGGGAAACACGUUCCUCCUUCGCCAGCAGAGGAUAUCAUAUACCCUUCCCAGAGUGGGAGAUCAUCCCAAAUCAAUCAAAUAAAUGUAUGCAUGUGUUCGAACUAACUUCGCCCGUAGGUACCGGUCCUGCAUGCUGCGAACACCUAUCUCAGGAUAGUUAGGUGGCUUGCUGGCUCGGUUGGUCAGGUAGGGUGGUAUUGGAUGGAUUUGGUGCUUGGUGGUGAUGGUGCCUGUGCCUUGCGCCUUUC
This is a messenger RNA of Neurospora tetraspora, 1132 nucleotides long. RefSeq lists its product as uncharacterized. The transcript is spliced from 2 exons. The record is from RefSeq and is a predicted model, not a curated record. The coding region runs from base 316 to 966 and encodes 216 amino acids. NCBI's taxonomy places the organism in Eukaryota, Fungi, Ascomycota, Sordariomycetes, Sordariales, Sordariaceae.